Molecule: messenger RNA, 4188 nt
Organism: Culex quinquefasciatus (southern house mosquito)
Lineage: Eukaryota; Metazoa; Arthropoda; Insecta; Diptera; Culicidae
Product: putative protein TPRXL
Exons: 19
Coding region: 502-1821 (439 amino acids)
Source: RefSeq, a predicted model, not a curated record
AUUUUACCGUUUCGAUAUCGAUUGGUCGAAAGGACGACAAACGUGCGACAAACACUCGACAUGUCCGACAUCGUUUUUUCCAUCGAUUUUUUGAGCGAUCGACAUUUUUAGUCGAUGCUCCUUUGACAGUUGUAACCAGAGUGUCGAUCUUGUUCUGACGUGAUAGAGAAAAUUGGUGGUGCAGCUGGAAUAAAAUGUUUUCUCCGUUUUUUUAAUGUUUUUCUGGUUUAUUUUCGCGCUCGCGUGUCGUAUCGUUUAUCUUUUGCUUUCGGAAAGUGUUUUGUUGUGUUGGAAAAGCGGCUUGAUAUCGAAUAAUUUCAUUAUAAACAGAUGAAACUGCAUCGGGCAAUCAACAGCUUACAAGUAUAGAUUAUAAUCCGGCAAUUAUACUCCUACAGCAAAUCUUUUGUGUUGUUUAUAUAACAAAUUGCUGGUUGCUACGUACAUGAAAAAUGUGUGGCUGGUGCUCAAAAGAAGACCUGUUUUUGGAAAUCCCAGAUAAUGUCGGACGAAUAUGUGUACGAAUAUAGCCAAGAAGAACCCCGUGAGGAAAACACAUCAACUCCACGGCCAAAACCCACAAAAACAAAACAACCGACAGUAAUUUUUGGAAACCCAUCAAAAAUAAACUUUGAGCGAAUUAAAUUAAUUAACAAAAAUACGAAAGUACAGCAGACUAAUCAUCAGAAUAUUCUACAGUCUAUUCCCAAGGGAAUAACGAUUAAAAAAUCACCAGCUGUUCAGAGCAGUUCCGCCAUCGUUCAGAGUUCAAUUUUACCACAACCCGCCAUCGUUCACAGUUCAAUUUUACACCAAACAGUUAAAACACCGACACUCACAAAACCCAAAAUUUACUCGUUUCAAAAAGCUUCAGCCUCAACCUCAACUCCGGCUGUUAAAUCUAUUACUAGUAUUCCUAAAAUCACAAUUACUCCAAGUUUACAAUCCUCUCAAGCAAACAAAACUGAAACUGUAAAACGGAUAAAAAUUUCUACAAGUCCAAACACAACACCAGCUUCCAAUUCCGAAUCAAACCUCAACCAACAUGUUUCACUAAGCUCAUUAUCUUCACCACCAGAGCAAGAUACCUCAAUCAAACCGAGUACCUCUAAGCCGUCAGGUAUUCCCAAAUCUACUGAUGCAACUUCUCAUGCCGAAUCAACCACAAAUGAAACAUUGAGCUCAGCUCUGGCAGAACAAGAUGACACAAGCUUUCGGUCUAUGGUAAUAAAACGAUUUGACGAUGUUGAUAAGUCGCUUCAUUUAAGCAAUUCCCUGGCCGUCAGCAAUAAAAGGUUGUUGGAGGAUAUCAAAAACUAUAUUGCGAAAAUUCCUAGUACUGACUUUUCUGGUGAUAUUACCAAUGUCCAGUUUCCGUUGAUUAAUGACGACGCCCUGCUACAACUGGAAGAAAUGUCCAAAACUACUGAGGGAAAGAAAAUAAUUUGGAAUCGAUUCAUGAAAGAAGGAAAUAGCAUGGCCGACUGUGCAAGAAAAACAAUCUAUAACUUGUUUCGGAAUGUAUCUAAACACACCUGGACAGGCAAGUCAUCCCACAACGCCUCUGACCAAGGAGAUCGCAUCGAGGCGAAUGCAUAUAACUUAGUUGUUAUUCUGGAAGAUGUUAUUUUAAAAAGAUUUGGCGUUACGCGAGAAACAGCAAACACUGCCAUUAAACAUGAGUUCAAAAAAUUUAAUCAAGCUGUUGCUCUUAACCUUAAGCGAAAAAAGGAAAAAGAAGCAUCUGCCAACGCUGGUACCAGGUACGAGGCAGAAAACGAUGGUCAAAUGUCAAGUGCGAGUGAUGACGAACAAGUGUAGGAUUGAUUGUUAAUAAUUUUAAAAAUUGACUUUAUUUUAAAAGCCACGAGUUGUUACAGACAAUGUUUCUAAGAAAUCAGUCAUGCGAACGUCAAGUUUAUAAGCUCGACCUCGCUUUCAGAACCUGCAAAGGGCGGCGUUUCAAUUCCGCCUCCAAACGAGCGUUCAGCAAACAGGCAGGCCUGGCUAGCGCUCAACUCCACCAUCGAAUGCACGAGGUGCUGUUCCUCGGAGGUCAUGGCUUUCAAAUACGCCGGUGCAGAACCUGCUGGAAUGACCACCGUAGAACCGGCAAGCCUGGCGCUCAUCACCGCCAUCGAACGCAAGUGGUGCAGCUCCCCAGAGGUCAGGAGACAAACCUGGCGUUCACGCCGGUGCAGAACCUGCUGGACCAAUCAGCGUACAUGAUUAUUCGGUGUUAAAUUACGCCAAACUGACGCGCGCUGAAGGUCGGAACGACCACCGUAGAACCGGCAGGCCUGGCGCUCAACUCCACCAUCGAAUGCACGAGGUGCUGUUCCUCGGAGGUCAUGGCUUUCAAAUACGCCGGUGCAGAACCUGCUGGAAUGACCACCGUAGAACCGGCAAGCCUGGCGCUCAUCACCGCCAUCGAACGCAAGUGGUGCAGCUCACCAGAGGUCAGGAGACAAACCUGGCGUUCACGCCGGUGCAGAACCUGCUGGACCAAUCAGCGUACAUGAUUAUUCGGUGUUAAAUUACGCCAAACUGACGCGCGCUGAAGGUCGGAACGACCACCGUAGAACCGGCAGGCCUGGCGCUCAACUCCACCAUCGAAUGCACGAGGUGCUGUUCCUCGGAGGUCAUGGCUUUCAAAUACGCCGGUGCAGAACCUGCUGGAAUGACCACCGUAGAACCGGCAAGCCUGGCGCUCAUCACCGCCAUCGAACGCAAGUGGUGCAGCUCCCCAGAGGUCAGGAGACAAACCUGGCGUUCACGCCGGUGCAGAACCUGCUGGACCAAUCAGCGUACAUGAUUAUUCGGUGUUAAAUUACGCCAAACUGACGCGCGCUGAAGGUCGGAACGACCACCGUAGAACCGGCAGGCCUGGCGCUCAACUCCACCAUCGAAUGCACGAGGUGCUGUUCCUCGGAGGUCAUGGCUUUCAAAUACGCCGGUGCAGAACCUGCUGGAAUGACCACCGUAGAACCGGCAAGCCUGGCGCUCAUCACCGCCAUCGAACGCAAGUGGUGCAGCUCCCCAGAGGUCAGGAGACAAACCUGGCGUUCACGCCGGUGCAGAACCUGCUGGACCAAUCAGCGUACAUGAUUAUUCGGUGUUAAAUUACGCCAAACUGACGCGCGCUGAAGGUCGGAACGACCACCGUAGAACCGGCAGGCCUGGCGCUCAACUCCACCAUCGAAUGCACGAGGUGCUGUUCCUCGGAGGUCAUGGCUUUCAAAUACGCCGGUGCAGAACCUGCUGGAAUGACCACCGUAGAACCGGCAAGCCUGGCGCUCAUCACCGCCAUCGAACGCAAGUGGUGCAGCUCCCCAGAGGUCAGGAGACAAACCUGGCGUUCACGCCGGUGCAGAACCUGCUGGAAUGACCACCGUAGAACCGGCAAGCCUGGCGCUCAUCACCGCCAUCGAACGCAAGUGGUGCAGCUCCCCAGAGGUCAGGAGACAAACCUGGCGUUCACGCCGGUGCAGAACCUGCUGGACCAAUCAGCGUACAUGAUUAUUCGGUGUUAAAUUACGCCAAACUGACGCGCGCUGAAGGUCGGAACGACCACCGUAGAACCGGCAGGCCUGGCGCUCAACUCCACCAUCGAAUGCACGAGGUGCUGUUCCUCGGAGGUCAUGGCUUUCAAAUACGCCGGUGCAGAACCUGCUGGAAUGACCACCGUAGAACCGGCAAGCCUGGCGCUCAUCACCGCCAUCGAACGCAAGUGGUGCAGCUCCCCAGAGGUCAGGAGACAAACCUGGCGUUCACGCCGGUGCAGAACCUGCUGGACCAAUCAGCGUACAUGAUUAUUCGGUGUUAAAUUACGCCAAACUGACGCGCGCUGAAGGUCGGAACGACCACCGUAGAACCGGCAGGCCUGGCGCUCAACUCCACCAUCGAAUGCACGAGGUGCUGUUCCUCGGAGGUCAUGGCUUUCAAAUACGCCGGUGCAGAACCUGCUAGAAUGACCAUCGAGACUCGGCAAGCCUGGCGCUCAUCACCGCCAUCGAACGCAAGUGGUGCAGCUCCCCAGAGGAUGGCCUGGCGUCAUCGAACAUCCCGAAAGCAUGCGGUGCAGUCCCCUUCCUCCCAGAGAUCAGCUGACAUUCAUCACCGCCGGACAAACAGAAAGAAAGGAAAUCAGACUUGAAAACGCAUUUUUACGUUGCCAGAUAAUAUUAG